Messenger RNA from Synchiropus splendidus (mandarinfish), 5382 nucleotides. It is a transcript of the gene alpl, whose product is annotated as alkaline phosphatase, biomineralization associated. NCBI's taxonomy places the organism in Eukaryota, Metazoa, Chordata, Actinopteri, Syngnathiformes, Callionymidae. Gene Ontology annotation, cellular component: plasma membrane. The transcript is spliced from 12 exons. Bases 207 to 1871 code for a protein of 554 amino acids. Gene Ontology annotation, molecular function: alkaline phosphatase activity. Gene Ontology annotation, biological process: dephosphorylation. The record is from RefSeq and is a predicted model, not a curated record.
UCUUCUGUCCAGCACCUGGGUGAAGCAGCUCUGCCACAACAACAUCAUGACUGGACUGGGAACUCAUUUCUUCUUGACCACCUUCCUAUGUGGACUUUUUCUGCUUGCUGCUUUGGCUCUGCUCUGCUACUUCACCUGUAGGAUAGCUGGUGCAGUUCAUUUAGGCGGACCGGACAGAUUUUGAGGCAACUUGUUCAUACUUGUAAAUGAUACGUUUCCAACCCGUCAACAGGCUUCUUAAGAAGGCUCUUAAUGUAAUGACUGGCCGCAGUUACGCAUCAGUAAACAUGAAGAUGAUGGCACUUUUAGUCAUUUGUUCCUGUCUCUUAUCUGUAAUCUUGGCAAAACCGAAAUUCCCAGAGAAGGAGAAAGAUCCCCAAUUUUGGCAUGCGGGGGCUCAGGCAUCCCUGAAGAGUGCCCUGGAGCUCCAGAAUCUGAACCAAGGGAUGGCAAAAAAUCUCAUCCUCUUUCUCGGAGAUGGGAUGGGUGUUCCUACUGUGACUGCAGCCCGGAUCCUAAAGGGUCAGCUAAGUGGACAUAGUGGAGAAGAAACCCAGUUGGAGAUGGAUCAGUUCCCCUUUGUGUCUCUGGCCAAGACGUACAACACCAAUGCGCAGGUCGCAGAUAGCGCGGGAACCGCCACAGCUUACCUGUGUGGAGUCAAGGCCAACGAGGGAACCGUGGGUGUGAGUGCUGCAGCGGUCCGAUCCCAGUGCAAUACCACUCAAGGCAACGAGGUCACUUCUAUCCUCAAAUGGGCCAAGGAUGCAGGGAAGUCGGUCGGAAUAGUGACGACAACUCGAGUGAACCAUGCCACUCCAAGUGCUGCGUAUGCUCACAGCGUGGACAGAGACUGGUACUCGGAUAACGAGAUGCCACCUGAAGCGCUGGAAUCCGGAUGCAAAGACAUCGCCAGACAGCUCUUUGAAAACAUUCCAGAUAUUGACGUGAUCAUGGGUGGAGGAAGAAAGUACAUGUACCCUAAAACAGUGGCAGAUAUAGAGUACCCCACUAACCCUAAGCACAGAGGCACACGAAACGAUGACAGAAAUCUGCUGGAGGAGUGGAUCAACAAAACCAAGAACGAUAGAGGUUAUUACGUGUGGAACAAGAAGCAGCUUUUAUCGUUGAACCCCAACAAUGUGAAGUACUUGCUCGGUCUGUUUGAACCAUCAGAUCUGACGUACGACCUGGAGAGAGAUAAGGAUAGCGACCCUUCGUUGACACAAAUGGUUGACGUUGCCAUCAAGAUCCUGAAAAAGAACCCUGAAGGAUUUUAUCUUCUUGUAGAAGGAGGUCGUAUUGACCAUGGUCACCAUGAAGGAAAGGCUAAGAUGGCCCUGUAUGAAGCUGUUGAAAUGGACCGUGCGAUUGGCCGUGCCGGUCUCAUGACCAGCAUCCAUGACACGCUGACCGUUGUCACUGCCGAUCAUUCGCACAUGUUCAACUUCGGUGGUUACACCCCAAGAGGGAAUCCGAUAUUUGGGCUGGCCCCUAUGAUAAGUGACGUUGACCAAAAGCCGUUCACCUCUAUCUUGUAUGGCAAUGGACCAGGCUACAAGCUUGUGAACGGAGCAAGAGAGAAUGUUUCAACUAUUGACCACCAUGAUGCGAAUUAUCAAGCCCAGGCAGCCGUACCCCUCGCCAUGGAGACUCACGGAGGAGAGGACGUGGCCGUGUUUGCUAAAGGCCCCAUGGCUCACUUGCUGCACGGCGUACAUGAGCAGAACUACAUCCCCCAUGUGAUGGCGUACGCCGCCUGCAUCGGCCAGAACCACGAUCAUUGUCAUACUACAAGUGGAACUGCUGGUGUUCAGCCUGUCCUCGCAAGUAUCAUAACCGCUCUUGCAUUUGGUCGAAUGUUGUGCUGAUCGCUCUGCGACCCUUCGCUGAUUAUCUUUUGUAAAAUAAUAACCUAAGAGCAAUACCAGAGUAGACAUUCCAGGUUACUUCAAGUCGUGUUGACUUUCUGAAGAGUGGUAAAAGAAUGAUUACAGUCAGCCACCAUCGUUUCUGUUUCUGUGCUGCCAAAUCAUAAUUGGACUGCUCUUGUCAUAUGAAUGUUUGGCAGUACUGUAUGUAGUGAGCACAUGAACAAGUAAUGUGGUGGACCAACAGACCGCGAAGCUGACUGAAGUUUAAACGUAUGAAGAUGUAUAGUGUUAAUUACUUUAUGAGAAAGUAUGGAUCUUUUAUACUGAUAUUGUCUUUGCACUCAUAUCCCUUUGUCAGCUAGUCACUUGCUCUAUUGCUUCAGUUGAUGUAUGAAACAUGUAUCUGCAUUUCUGUUUCGUCACCACUUCAGUUGUGUUGUUGUGUGCAGGUUCCACAAGCACUCACAUUUCCGCAUUUCCACUAUUUGUAAUUGUUGUGUGCUGCACAGGUCACAAAUCAUUUGUCACCACACUUAAUUGAGUAAGUUUUUCUUAUGUGAAACCCCUAACAUUUGAAGCAUAAUAGCUUUGUUAACAGUUAUUAGUUUGGGGUUAGCAAAAUCUACCUCGUAUUUUCACAAAUGAGAAAAAUACAUUACUAUGCAUUUGCGGAAGUUUUUUGUUGUUUUCUUUUUUUGUUCUAAAACUUGCAAAUUGUGAAGUAUGUUGCUAAAAUCUGAAACUUGAUUGUGUCCACAAGCAGAUUUAAAAUCUUAGAAUAAAUGCCCAUUUUUUCUCUUUCUGAAGUUGUUGUCAUUUUAAUUUCAAAUAGAUGUACUUUUCUCCUGUUUGUCUUGGACGUCCUGAGAUGUUUUGCUAAAUUAAGUUCAGUGCUUUGUCACAGUGCUCUCUGUAAUAGUUUUUGUGGGGUGAAUGGGCACAAGUCAGCACAGUCCGGCAAAAGAGAAAAUGAAAGAGUGGAGUGCAAUGGCAGUACAGAGGUUGAGAAGGUGGAGAGGACCUGCAUGGAGAAUGGGUGCUACUGUAUUGACAAACAUUGCCAAGCAUCACUAAGGAUGUUCCAACUGUUUGUCAUUCACUGAGAGCAACAGACAAGAAACUACAGUUUGAAAGAGAUAGAAUGGUGGUGAGGAAAACAGGAUCAUCAAGAAACAUGAUCCAGGAAAACAGUUGCAAAUGCAUGAACUGUAAAGGGGCGAGGUGGUGUAGGGUUUUGUUCCAACCAGUCAUGCACACACAAGUUCACAAAUUAGCUAAAACAGCAACAGCAACAGACCGACAACUGAUAACAGUCUUCAGACUCUUGACCGGUUCAAGUAUGUGUGCGUGACCAGUGAGUGCAACACCAACUGGUUUAAGAAAUGAAGAUAAAAAGCAGGAGUAAACCGAAACCCAAUAACAUUCUUAAUAACGUAGCUGAACUGUUAGCUGUCAGCGAAACUACAGUAUGUCUGUAAUAAUGGAAAAACUUGCUGUCAAUAUAUAGAUUUCUGUCAGCCUGAAAACCUUUGUGUAGUCAGAGCUGUUCACACUCACUUGCGUCAACAAAACAUCACUUCGAUCUGGCUCCUAAGUUUUCCACUUCUUCUUUCUCCAUCCACACAUCACUUGAUCUCUGAUUGAUGAUGCUUUAUAUCAAUCAAUCUCUCAGCCAGAAGUAUCGCUGGCAUACUUUUUAGUCUUGUCCAUGUUCUCCAGCAAGUAUACGGAAUGACCGGCUUGAAUUCAGGGAGCCAGAAGCUCAAACUGUGCUCCUGUUCCCAAGCUAAACAAUUACCACAAUAGUUGACUGUGGGAGAGACAUAUAUGUCCAAUAGUUGUGUUUUUAUGUUUUUGCUUAAGUCGUGCAUUCAUCUAGCUUUCCACGUUACUUCAUUUUAAUUCAGUCUCAAAAGCAAACUCACCAAUAUUGGGUUCUACUGUUUUUCAAUCUGGGAAAACCUUAGUAUUCCACCAAAAGAGCAGGACUUAGAUUUCUGGUGAGUAAGACCAAUGGGACUCAUACUCAGAUAAGAAGAAGAAACAAUUAGAAUAAUCUUGGUCAAGCAUUCUCUCCUUAAUGUGUAGCCAUUCGUGUGUGUGUGUGUGAGCAUGUUUUGCCAUGCUUGUGAGAGUUGUCCCCACAAUGUUUAGGGGGUUAAAGCAUCAGUAAAAGUAGUUUAUAAUAAUCAGGUUUUAGUUUAACUCAGAGUCCUGGUUCAAUUUAGCCAUUUUCUUUGAAUGGCUAAGUUAAGGGUGAGAGGCUGGAGAAAGCAUUAUGUCAAUGUGAGGUCCCCACAAAAAUAGUGAAGAAAUAAUGUGUGUGUGUGCAUGGUAAAAUUAGUUUUAUACAUUUUAAAGCAACAAUGUGUAACCUUUAGACAUAAAUACAGUACAUUAUUUUCAUAUUUCCAGAGAUGACAGGUUUCAGUAUAAACAGUCCAAAAUCCCGGAGUCAGGCUCUCCAGCUCUUUCUCUGGGUGAGUUCUGUGAGUGGCAUCACAGACCCAACUCCACCCUUACGGCAACACUUUACAGCAGAAGGACAGAGCAACCUCGGCAGUGAGCUGAGUUCCUUUGUUUACAUCAUGUCAGAAGAAUGGAAUGACAGAGAAAGAUCACAGAGAUCCUGUUUAAAAACUAAUUGACCAUACGUGCGUACGAGCGCAUGCAUGCACAGCGAAUAAGUAUCAUUUAUUUCCACGAAAAUGUAAUGCAUUCACGAAACUGAUUCAGACAAAUUGAAACCAAUAAAAUGCACGUAUAUAUUAUGAGUCUGCGCUCAUUUUUCUCUGUGAAUUUGUCGGGAAACAGAGCAGAGAGCACUCAGGAACAAGAGUCUGAAUAAGUACCAAAAUCAAAGUCAAACUGGUGAAAUUAGUGACUCGUGUGGCUGUAAUGUUGUAACAGGAGUCGGAAAAGCUCAAAUAAAUUGCAGCAGUACGACGUUAUAGUAUGUGAAUGAGCCGCAAUUGGAGCCCUAUUCUUUUUUUUCGUGUUCCAAAAGGCAUUUUUCGUGACCCCAUACACGAUUCAAUAGAUUAAAUAUUCGUGACCACAUGCCAACAAAUUGCCUUGAGACUGGGUUACUUGUAAGGCAUUCUUUGAUUUUACUGCAGGUCUUCCGAGUGUUAUCAAGUGUGGGGAACUUAUUUUUGAAGGCUCUGUUACUCAUUUUGUUCUGUAAAACUCAAAAUAAACUCAAAAUAAACCAAAUAAAAUUGUGAACGGACAUUUUGAUGCUCACACGCUGUCUGCUCCUUAUUGAAACACAUGACAGUCAUGAUGUAAUAAAGCGAGAGAGGAAAAAAGUAUCUUUGUCUUUAUUAUUCUACAGCACUGUAAACGAUGGUGGUGCACCGCCAUGGGUUAAAUAAGAGCCAAUGAGAUGAACAUGACGGUUUUCAGCAUGUUUUGCAAUUCAUUAAUUUACCAGCAGCGCCGGCAAAUGCAAAUAUUCUCAAACUACACACAGCCACUUUAAGACUGCACGUAUCAUGCUUUUAUU